AUGACCUCGUCAAUUGAGGCUACUUCGUCUACCCCUGGGGGAAAGGCGGACAAUCCGCAUACAACCCCCAUGAAGAGAGUCGAUGUUGACGGACAUAAUCUUCCUCCAUCUCCUGCACCCUCCAGUCCUCGCAACGGCCGGUGGCGGUAUGCCUUGGCAACCGAGUUAGUCUUUACCGAGAGCAAGGAUCAAUAUGGUGCCUCGAGCAUCCCCAUCUACCAAUCCGCCACGUUCAAGCAGACAUCGGCCAGUGGAGGUCAGCAAGAUUACGACUACACGCGAUCCGGCAACCCGACCCGAAGUCACCUCGAGCGCCAUCUGGCCAAGAUCAUGAACACAAACCGAGCGCUUGCCGUCAGCUCUGGUAUGGGUGCAUUGGAUAUCAUUUCUCGUCUACUCCGCCCAGGCGACGAAGUCAUCACCGGCAACGACCUCUAUGGUGGCACGCAUCGUCUCCUCACAUACAUGGCCACUAAUCAGGGAAUCGUUGUUCACCAUGUCAACACUACCGAUGCCAGCUCCAUUAAACAAUGCAUUUCGGAUAAGACUGCGAUGGUUCUCUUAGAGUCCCCAACAAACCCUCUCAUUAAGAUAGUGGAUAUAUCCUCAAUUUCUCGUAUGACACAUGAGGCAAACCCCAAAGCGCUUGUAAUCGUCGACAAUACUAUGCUAUCCCCUAUCCUCUGCAACCCAAUCGACCUCGGCGCGGAUAUCGUGUACGAGUCAGGCACAAAGUAUCUGUCCGGCCACCACGACAUCAUGGCGGGUGUUAUCGCGUUCAAUGAUACUUCCAUUGGGGACAAGCUCUUCUUCACCAUAAACUCGACCGGCUGCGGGCUGUCCCCUAAUGACUCCUUCUUGCUCAUGAGGGGCGUCAAAACACUGGCGAUUCGAAUGGAGAAGCAGCAGGCCAAUGCACAGGCUAUUGCAGAGUUUCUCGAGUCGCACGGUUUUCGCGUGCGAUACCCUGGCCUAAAGUCUCACCCGCAGUAUGACUUACACUGGUCCCUAGCUCGUGGUGCUGGCGCUGUUCUCUCAUUUGAGACUGGCGAUCCCUUGGUCUCAAAGCGUAUUGUGGAGGCAGCACGACUCUGGACAAUUAGUGUUAGCUUUGGGUGCGUCAACAGUCUCAUUAGCAUGCCCUGCCAGAUGAGCCAUGCAAGCAUCGAUGCCAAGACUAGGCGAGAACGUCAGAUGCCUGAGGACAUUAUCCGACUCUGCGUCGGCAUUGAAGACGUGGACGAUCUAAUUGAGGACUUAUAUCGUGCGCUCGUGCAGGCACGUGCCGUGAAAGUAACGUUGGAUGGAUUUCAUGCAGCCGGGGCCGCAGAAGAGCUGGGGAAGGAACCUCUAGCACUCAGUUAA
Messenger RNA from Drechmeria coniospora, 1365 nucleotides. Its product is annotated as cystathionine beta-lyase. The record is from RefSeq and is a predicted model, not a curated record. Gene Ontology annotation, cellular component: cytoplasm. Bases 1 to 1365 code for a protein of 454 amino acids. Gene Ontology annotation, molecular function: pyridoxal phosphate binding. NCBI's taxonomy places the organism in Eukaryota, Fungi, Ascomycota, Sordariomycetes, Hypocreales, Ophiocordycipitaceae. Gene Ontology annotation, biological process: transsulfuration; 'de novo' L-methionine biosynthetic process. The transcript is spliced from 2 exons.